Coffea eugenioides is the source of this 549-nucleotide messenger RNA. RefSeq lists its product as uncharacterized. The coding region runs from base 54 to 473 and encodes 139 amino acids. The record is from RefSeq and is a predicted model, not a curated record. NCBI's taxonomy places the organism in Eukaryota, Viridiplantae, Streptophyta, Magnoliopsida, Gentianales, Rubiaceae. The transcript has a single exon.
GUCAGGCAGCAGCAGCAGCAGCACCACCGCCGCCACCGCUAAAACCCAACAAAAUGUCCCGGCUAACUCCACCAUGCACUCCCUCCCCCACCUUCGCCACCACCAGGAGUGUUAGCUUAAUACGGUCCAUAAAUUCUUUCUGGGCUAAGUGCACGAGACAAGCUAGCAAAGCUACAAAGAAAUUUGCUACAAAUUCACCAAAGUCGCCUUUGGCCAAGCCAAAGCAACUUUUGGUGACCCUUAGCAAUAAGGCUAUCAACUUUAAGCACAAGAAAAAGGUGGAUGAAGAAUUUGAAGGUGAAAUUGAUUUUGGAGACGGAGGCCUGUGGCAGAGGAACAUCUUGAUGGGUGAUAAGUGUCAGCCGUUGGAUUUCUCCGGUGUGAUUUAUUAUGAUAGCAACGGGAAAAAGCUUUCGGAGCUUCCCAUGAAGUCACCUCGUGCCAGUCCUCUGCCUAGCUAUCUGCAGAAGUAAUAGAAGAAGAAUCUCCUGUUUGUGAUGCUAUUACUUGUUUACCUGAGUUUUAGCGUACAAGUGGCUACAUAUGUGA